Molecule: messenger RNA, 920 nt
Organism: Labrus mixtus (cuckoo wrasse)
Lineage: Eukaryota; Metazoa; Chordata; Actinopteri; Labriformes; Labridae
Gene: mis12
Product: MIS12 kinetochore complex component
Exons: 2
Coding region: 32-715 (227 amino acids)
Biological process (GO): kinetochore assembly; mitotic sister chromatid segregation; mitotic cell cycle
Cellular component (GO): nucleus; chromosome, centromeric region
Source: RefSeq, a predicted model, not a curated record
AAGAAGAAGAACCUGACGUCACGAUUUGACAAUGGCGCGGGAAAACCGUGAAGAAACUGAAAUGGAUACCAGCACAGAUAAAGAGUCGGACAGCCCCUAUCCGUCGACUUUAAAACUGUACGAGACGCAGUUUUUCGGCUUCACUCCGCAGACAUGUAUGUUACGAGUAUACAGCGCCUUCCAGGAUUGUCUGUACGACAUUUUACCUGUUGUGGAAAAGGUGUGUGUGAGGCAGCUCAGCAGAGACAAGCCGGACGGGUCCGAGGAACUGCUUCGGUCCCGGGCCAGAGAGUGCAGCCGGAAACUGCAGCAGUUUCUCGAUGAAAGGUUCAAGCAGCUGUCGAAGAGGAUGGAAACACUGCUGCUCGACCGAUGCUUCUCCGUGCCGCCAAAUGUCCUGCUGUCCGAGGACCAGUCCCACAAGAACUACCCCCAACACAUACAGGAGGUGCUGAGGCUGGAGUCAAACCUUGCUGACCUCCACAGCGCCUACGAAGCAGAGGUCUGUGCCAGACAGGCCCUGCUGGCAGAGCUGGAGGAGCAGAAGGAGGUGCAGAAGCAGCUGGACGGGGUCUUGAUGUGGGUCAGAGAGCUCCAGGCGGCCUGGGUGAAGGAAGGUAACGGCAGCUUCCAUGAAAGCUUCCAGAUGGUGAUGGAGUCCGUUAAAAGACUGCAGGAGGCCGUCAGGGAGGUCUGUCACAAGGCACCUCACUGAUUUGAGAUUAGAUUAGCAAACAAAUAAAUAUUACUGAAAAAGUCUUAUAUUGUAUCCUGUUUUUAGACUAUCUGAAAAAGACUAGAGAAUUCAGAAGGCAUUGGUCACUGCAAAUGAGGCUCAAAUCAUCUGCCCACUGAAAUUUAGAACAGUCCAGUUUGUUUAUUUGUAUUAUUUUGGAGAUAAUAAAACCCCAAUGAAUUAA